Messenger RNA from Acanthopagrus latus (yellowfin seabream), 3885 nucleotides. It is a transcript of the gene klhl40b, whose product is annotated as kelch-like family member 40b. Gene Ontology annotation, molecular function: protein binding. The record is from RefSeq and is a predicted model, not a curated record. Bases 569 to 2419 code for a protein of 616 amino acids. The transcript has 6 exons. NCBI's taxonomy places the organism in Eukaryota, Metazoa, Chordata, Actinopteri, Spariformes, Sparidae.
AGAAUUAUCAAAACAGGUGGUGUGUAUGUAGGAAGAAAACAUUCUGUACUGAGGUUGUGUGUGUUAACAACAAUAAUAAUAUGAUGUGUGAAUAUCAUGUAAAAGCAGGUAUUCACACCGGUGCUAUAAUGACUCAGUCACAGAGCCCCCAGGGGGCAGCCUCCUCUUACACUAUCUAAUCCAGAACCCCCCCAUGACUCAGGACGGACAUAUUUCCCAUGAAGCAAAGUGUCAGCUGUCUGUGAGUGGGUGGACGCUCCUGGGGAGUGGGCAGGGUUGGGUUUGAAGCGUGGAUAUUGCAUUUCGUGUUCCAGAAUGAAGCCCAUAGCUCCACACCGAGCACCCACACUAUAAAUAACCUGCCAGUUGGAGCUCAGUUGAAGGGUCAGGACAGCUGAGGAAGAGGGCCGUCCUGGGGUUCAGCUGGUGUGGGCUGACAGCAGACUGACUGUGCCUCUGAAUCCCCAUUCCAGGCUGGAAACUAGAACUACUUAACUAAAAAGAAGAUCCUCUUUUGUUUGAUUUGAAGCCCCUGAAAGGCUCUUCAAACUCCCCCCUGCCAGGAACGAUGGCUGCACCGAUAAAUCCCAUGGACGAACCCAGGGUGUACCAGCAGACGCUGCUGCAGGACGGCCUGUACGACCUGCUGGAGAAUGACAAGCUGGUAGACUGCGUCUUGAAGAUCAAAGACAAGGAGUUCCCCUGCCACCGGCUGGUCCUGUGCGCCUGCAGCUCGUACUUCCGUGCCAUCUUUCUGUCUGACUUGGACGAGAGCAAAAAGAAAGAGGUCGUCUUGGAGGAUGUGGAGCCGGGUGUCAUGGGACUGAUCCUCAAGUACCUCUACACCUCCAAAAUCAAUGUGACGGAACAGAAUGUCCAGGAUAUCUUUGCAGUGGCUAAUGUGUAUCAGAUCCCCUCGAUUUUCACUGUUUGUGUGUCUUUCCUACAAAAGCGCCUGAGCCUCAGCAACUGCCUGGCUAUCUUCAGACUCGGCCUGAUGCUGGACUGUCCCAGGUUGGCUGUCUCUGCUCGAAACUAUGCCUGCGAGCGCUUCCAGCUCAUCUCCAGAGAUGAGGACUUCCUCCAGCUGCAGCCCAGUGAGUUGGCGGCCAUUUUAACAAACGACAAUCUGAACGUGGAGACGGAGGAGGCGGUGUUCGAGACUCUGAUGAGCUGGGUGUCCCGGGACGCAGAGAACAGAGAGAAAGAGCUGCCGGAUUUACUCGACUGCAUCCGUUUGCGUCUGGUAAACGAGGAUUACCUGAAGGAGAAAGUGGAGAAACACAAACUGAUCUCGUCAAAUCCAGACUUGCUGCAGAAAAUCCAGCUGGUCAGGGAUGCUCACGCCGGGAAAAUGCCGGAGGUCAAGACAACCAGAAGCAAGAAGGAGGAGGGUGGAGCAGAGAAGGAUGGAGACAGAGAGAACGAGGAUAAUGAGGAGGAAGAAGCCCUCCUCCCAGGAAUCCUGAAUGACAACCUGCGAUUUGGCAUGUUUGUCAGGAACUUAAUACUGAUGGUGAACGACACAGGGGCCGUGGCUUACGAUCCGACGGGGAACGACUGCUUCGUAGCAACACUUUCCACGCAGGUUCCCAAGAACCACACCAGUCUGGUCACCAGGGAGAACCAGAUCUUUGUGGCCGGAGGGUUAUUCCUUGAUGAGCAGAACAAAGAAGAUCCACUGUGCUCUUAUUUCCUACAGUAUGACCCGGUCAGCGCUGAUUGGCUGGGGAUGCCUCCUGUCCCGUCUCCUCGCUUCCUGUUCGGGCUGGCCGAGGCCGAGAACUCCAUCUUCGUGUUGGGAGGGAGGGAGCUGAAGGAGCAGGAGCCCAUGCUGGACUCUGUCCUGGUCUACGACAGACAAUCUUUCAAAUGGGGCGAAUCGGACCCAAUUCCCUAUCCUGUCUAUGGACAUGCAACAGUAUCCCAUAAUGAUGUUGUUUAUGUGAUUGGAGGAAAGGGAGACAGCAAGAGCUGUCUGAGGCAGAUGUGCGCUUAUGACGCCAAGAGAUUCGAGUGGAAGGAGCUCGCACCCAUGAAGACUGCACGAUCUUUAUGUGGCGCCACCGUGCAUAAGGGCAAAAUAUACGUGGCGGCGGGAGUCACCAACACCGGGCUGACGAACACCGUUGAGGUGUAUGACAUCGCAUCCAACAAGUGGUCAGAUCACACAGAGUUUCCACAGGAGCGCAGCUCUCUGAACCUGGUGUCUUUAGCUGGCUUGCUGUACGCUGUAGGAGGAUUUGCCAUGAUGCCUUUGGAGGACAGCGACGAGAUUGUUCCCAGAGAGAUGAACGACAUCUGGAGGUUUGACGAAAAAGAGCAUAAGUGGUAUGGGAUCCUCAGAGAGAUCCAGUACGCGUCGGGGGCCACCAUCCUGGGGGUCCGCCUCAACACCCUGCGGCUCACCAAGAUGUAAAGCCCGCUCCACCCAGUGCUUGAUGAGAGACUACAAGAAUCAAUUCAAUGUGUUUGGUGUUUGUUUUAUUUUACAGUUUAUCUCCAAUUUGUAAUUCUGGCUUAACAUCACAGACAUUUUUUUGACUGAGUAAAUUUUUGUAUACGUGUAUUACCGUUAUUUUUUUCCGGAAAAAAAGUGUGAACAAUCUGUAGCCUGUUAACAUUUUUGCACUAUAUAGAAUAAAACAUACUGACCACCCAAAUCCGCCCUGAUCCAUAAUCAUUGAAACCGUGUUGACAAGAGGUUGUGCAUCUCGCAACAGAUGGCAGUAAGGUCAUAAUGUAGGGAGGCGGCUUUAGAGAGCAUGACUAGAUCAUGAUACAAGUAAAAACAACUUCAGUUUCUCAUUGCAGGGACAAAAACACAUCACACAUCUCCAUUUGCAAUAAUAUAUCUAUAUUGUUUAAUAUUGAAAUGGUUUCAUUACGCUCUGCUGUGUUACAGACAGUAAACACUAGUCAAUAAUACAAUAAAAGACAGAAAAUACAGUCUAAUGUUAUUAGCACCUCUAGACACUAUCGUCCGUGUACGGUUUUUAGUAUUUUAAUAUAGCUGAACUUGACAACUACUGCCUACACAUGGUCUUUGUACACCAGAGUUAACUAAGACAUAGUGUUUACAUGAUAAAGUAUAGAAUCAGCAAAGAACAGUACACAUUAUGAUUUCUUUAACACAACUGCAGUAUGAGUAAGUAUGGGAAAUGACGAGGGUCUGUGGAUAAUACAUCUUUGAAUUGACUAUGGCAUUUGUGCCUACUGUUAUUAUCACAUACAGCAUAUCUUUGCCCAAAAAAGGGGAGAGUCAGCCUAAAACAAAUGUAUUAUUAUUAUUAUUAUUAUUAUUAUUAUUAUUAUUAUUAUUAUUAUUAUUAUUAUUAUUAUAGCUAACUAAACUUUCACAUGCAAAAUAACCAACAAUAUUUGUUUUUCCAAUUGUAUGUUCCAGAUUUUAUAGAGCCCAGAAACUGAAUGUAGUAAAAGAUUAUCAGAUAAGCCAAAAAGAAAAAUACAGGUGAAUAGAUUAAUCUAAAGGUGCAAUAUGUAAAAACUAUCCACCUGUUGUAUUCACACUCAAAACAAAUGAGAGGCAAUAUAUCACCAGAGUAAAUGCUAACUUCUGCCAGUCGUAGCUGCCAUUAGCUAGUUAGCUCAGAUAACCGUGCAGCUAGCAGCUCAGAGCACAGGAGCUUUGCACCAGGACAGGCCGGGGCAAGCUGGUUAGCAUGCUAGCUUCAGUAUCAACUAGAUAGCCUACAUAGACAUUAUAAUGUUUAACUGUUUUUCUUUCACAGUUUAUUGGUUAUUUUGAUUAUGUUUCAUGUUUUCAAAAUUAUUACAUAUUGCAUCUUUAAAGUUAAUGUACAGUAUCAUUUACUGUAGUCUGGAAUGGAGAUCUUAAUCCUCAAAUAAGUUGGUAAAAAAGCA